Chinchilla lanigera (long-tailed chinchilla) is the source of this 10828-nucleotide messenger RNA. RefSeq names its product contactin associated protein-like 5 (gene Cntnap5). The record is from RefSeq and is a predicted model, not a curated record. The coding region runs from base 61 to 3984 and encodes 1307 amino acids. Lineage: Eukaryota; Metazoa; Chordata; Mammalia; Rodentia; Chinchillidae. The transcript is spliced from 24 exons.
ACGAGCCGGGCCGAGCGGCUGCGCAUUCGCCGGGAAGGGAAGAACCGCUCGUUCGGGGAAAUGGAUUCGCUACCGGGGCUGCCCAGCGUUUGGACUUUGCUGUUCUCCGGCUUCUGGCAUUUAGGAUUAACAGCCUCGAAUUACAACUGUGAUGACCCAUUAGCAUCGCUGCUCUCUCCAAUGGCAUUCUCCAGCUCCUCAGACCUCACUGGCCCUCCCAGCCCAGCUCAGCUCAACUGGAGAAUUGGAACUGGUGGUUGGUCCCCAGCAGAUUCCAACGCUCAACAGUGGCUCCAGAUGGACCUGGGGAACAGAGUGGAGAUUACAGCAGUGGCCACACAGGGAAGAUACGGAAGCUCUGACUGGGUGACGAGUUAUAGCCUGAUGUUUAGUGACACAGGACGCAACUGGAAACAGUACAAGCAAGAAGACAGCAUCUGGACCUUCGCAGGAAACAUGAACGCCGACAGCGUGGUGCAUCACAAGCUGCUACACUCAGUGAGGGCCCGCUUCAUUCGCUUUGUGCCCCUGGAGUGGAACCCCAGUGGCAAGAUCGGCAUGAGAGUGGAGGUGUAUGGAUGCUCCUAUAAAUCAGACGUUGCUGACUUUGAUGGCCGAAGCUCGCUUCUGUACAGGUUCAAUCAGAAGCUGAUGAGCACUCUCAAAGAUGUGAUCUCCCUGAAGUUCAAGAGCAUGCAAGGAGAUGGAGUCUUGUUCCAUGGAGAAGGCCAACGUGGCGACCACAUCACCUUGGAGCUCCAGCAGGGGAGGCUUACCCUGUACCUAAACUUAGAUGACAGCAAAGCUCGGCUCAGCAGCAGCCCGCCCUCUGCCACCCUGGGCAGCCUCCUGGAUGACCAGCACUGGCAUUCCGUCCUCAUUGAGCGUGUGGGCAAGCAGGUGAAUUUCACCGUGGACAAACACACGCAGCACUUCAGGACCAAGGGCGAGGCAGAUGCCUUGGACAUUGAUUAUGAGCUUAGUUUUGGAGGAAUUCCUGUACCAGGCAAACCUGGGACCUUUUUAAAGAAAAACUUCCACGGAUGUAUUGAAAACCUUUACUACAAUGGAGUAAACAUAAUUGACCUGGCCAAAAGACGAAAGCAUCAGAUCUACACUGUGGGCAAUGUCACUUUUUCCUGCUCCGAACCACAGAUUGUUCCCAUCACAUUUGUCAACUCCAGCAGCAGUUAUUUGCUGCUGCCCGGCACCCCCCAAAUUGAUGGGCUCUCGGUGAGCUUCCAGUUUCGAACAUGGAACAAGGAUGGUCUGCUUCUGUCCACAGAGCUGUCUGAAGGCUCGGGGGACCUGCUGCUGAGCCUGGAAGGUGGAAUCCUGAGACUCGUGAUCCAGAAAAUGACAGAACGCACAGCUGAAAUCCUCACAGGCAGCAGCUUGAAUGAUGGCUUGUGGCAUUCAGUUAGCAUCAAUGCCAGAAGGAACCGCAUCACUCUCACGCUGGAUAAUGAGGCAGCGUCCCCAGCUCAAGACACCACCCGGAUACAGAUUUAUUCUGGAAGUAACUACUACUUUGGAGGGUGCCCCGACAAUCUCACCGAUUCCCAAUGUUUAAAUCCCAUUAAGGCAUUCCAAGGCUGCAUGAGGCUCAUCUUUAUUGAUAACCAGCCCAAGGAUCUCAUUUCAGUUCAGCAAGGUUCCCUGGGGAAUUUUAGUGAUUUACACAUUGAUCUGUGUAGCAUCAAAGACAGGUGUUUGCCAAACUAUUGUGAACAUGGAGGAAGCUGCUCCCAGUCCUGGACAACCUUCUAUUGCAACUGCAGUGACACAGGUUACACCGGUGCCACAUGUCAUAACUCCAUCUACGAGCAAUCCUGUGAGGUCUACAGGCAUCAAGGGAACAGAGCUGGGUUCUUCUACGUGGACUCCGAUGGCAGUGGGCCCCUGGGACCCCUGCGCGUAUACUGCAAUAUCACUGAGGACAAGAUCUGGAUGUCAGUGCAGCACAACAACACAGAGCUGACCCGAGUGCAUGGCGCCAAUCCCCAGAAGCCCUACACCAUGACCUUGGACUAUGGCAGCAGCUUGGAGCAGCUGGAGGCCCUGAUCGAUGGCUCAGAGCACUGUGAGCAGGAGGUGGCCUACCACUGCAAGAGAUCACGCCUGCUAAACACUCCUGAUGGAACCCCAUUUACCUGGUGGAUCGGGAGAUCCAAUGAAAAGCACCCUUACUGGGGAGGUUCUCUUCCUGGGGUCCAGCAGUGUGAAUGUGGCCUGGAGGAGCGUUGCCUGGAUAUUCGACACUUCUGCAAUUGUGAUGCUGACAAGGAUGAAUGGACAAAUGAUACUGGCUUUCUUUCCUUCAAAGACCACUUGCCUGUCACGCAGAUAGUUAUCACCGAUACCAACAGAUCAAACUCAGAAGCUGCUUGGAGAAUUGGUCCCUUGCGUUGCUAUGGUGACAGACAUUUCUGGAAUGCCGUCUCAUUUUAUACAGAAGCCUCUUAUCUCCAUUUUCCUACCUUCCACGCGGAAUUCAGUGCCGACAUUUCCUUCUUUUUUAAAACCACCGCUUUAUCUGGAGUUUUCCUAGAAAACCUUGGCAUUAAAGACUUCAUCCGACUUGAAAUAAGCUCUCCUUCCGAGAUCACCUUUGCCAUCGAUGUUGGGAAUGGCCCUGUGGAGCUCAUCGUCCAGUCUCCUUCUCCUCUAAAUGACAACCAAUGGCAUUAUGUCCGUGCUGAGAGGAGCCUUAAGGAAACCUCACUCCAGGUGGACAACCUUCCAAGGAGCACCAGGGAGACCUCAGAGGAGGGCCACUUCCGCCUGCAACUGAACAGCCAGCUGUUUGUAGGGGGAACAUCAUCAAGACAAAAAGGCUUCCUUGGAUGUAUCCGCUCCCUACUCUUGAAUGGACAAAAGCUGGACCUGGAGGAGCGGGCGAAAGUCACGUCUGGAGUCAGGCCGGGCUGCCCGGGUCACUGCAGCAGCUACGGCAGCAACUGCCACAACGGGGGCAAGUGUGUGGAGAAGCACAGUGGCUACUUGUGUGACUGCACACAUUCUCCAUAUGAAGGGCCCUUUUGCCAAAAAGAGGUUUCUGCUGUGUUUGAACCUGGCACGUCGGUUACUUACGUGUUUCAAGAGCCAUACCCAGUGACCAAGAAUACGAGCCUCUCCUCUUCAGCUAUUUACACAGAUGUGGUGCCCUCCAAGGAGAACAUAGCACUCAGCUUUGUGACAGCUCAGACACCCAGCCUUUUGCUCUUCAUCAAUUCUUCUUCUCAGGACUUCCUAGCUGUGCUGCUUUGCAAGAAUGGAAGUUUACAGGUUCGCUAUCAGUUAAGCAAGGAAGAAACUCAUGUUUUCACCGUUGAUGCAGAGAACUUCGCCAACAGAAGGAUGCACCACUUGCAGAUUAACCGAGAAGGAAGAGAGCUGACCAUUCAGAUGGACCAGCAACUCCGGCUAAGCUAUAACUUCUCACCCGAAGUCGAAUUCAGGACCAUAAGGUCACUCAUCUUGGGCAAAAUCACAGAGAGUAUUGGAUUGGAUUCUGAAACCGCUAAAGCAAACACUGCGGGCUUUGUUGGAUGUCUGUCUUCAGUCCAGUACAACCAUGUAGCACCCCUGAAGGCAGCCCUGCGUCACGCUGCCAUCGCACCUGUGACUGUACAUGGGGCCUUGAAAGAAUCCAGCUGUGGUUUCGUGGUGGACUCAGAUGUGAACGCAGUGACCACUGUACAUUCUUCAUCAGAUCCCUUUGGGAAGACAGAUGAGCGAGAACCACUCACCAACGCAGUGCGAAGCGAUUCUGCAGUCAUCGGAGGAGUGAUAGCGGUGGUGAUCUUUGUCACCUUCUGCACAGUGGGCGUAAUGAUCCGCUUCCUGUACCAGCAUAAGCAGUCCCACCGCACCAACCAGAUGAAGGAAAAGGAGUAUCCUGAGAACUUGGACAGCUCCUUCAGGAAUGAGAUUGACUUGCAAAACACAGUGAGCGAGUGCAAAAGGGAAUAUUUCAUCUGAGAAACUGCAGGGUCACUCAAGAGUCCUUUUGUAAUUGUGAACUUUUUCUCCUCUCUCUCCUGUACUUUAAUUUUUGUUGUCCUCUUUCUCUUAAUCGCUUGUUGUUUGCAUCCACCACAGCAUUGAUCCACUUGACUCAGCUCAGGACACCAGGCGGCUAUGGUGACUCCUUCCUCUCUGCCACGUGCACUGUGGUGAAAGUGACCACUCAAGGCACAGACUUUACUGUUUUUCACAAGGAAGAGACACGCGUGCGCACAUGGGCACAUUCAGCUUUGUGUUCCCGUUCCUCAAAUUCACUCCCAGUUUUUCACUCACUCUGUCUCGUGGUCUCACUUUGAGCUUGAGUUUUGUGACAUAAGCAUUUAACAGCCAUCCCUGAUAUCCCCCAAUUCUCAAGUCCAUUUGCACCGGGAAAUCCAGGGCAGAGCGAUACCUACCCUGCAGGCCUGGCUCACUUUGGUAGCAUUUUAUGAAGCACAAGACAGGUGCGUUUCUUUUGAUCUCAUUUCUUUACUGCAAGCAGCUCUUUGCCCCAACUCAUCCACUGUUUGUUUUUUGUUUUUUUUAUUUACUAUGACUUUUACCACCUGGGUAUUUUCAAAUAUAGGCUUGUAAUAGUAGCAACCAAUUACUUUGCUCUUUUCUUACUACUGUCUCCUGGCGCCAACACUGUAGACCAGCACACAAUAGCAUCAACCUAGGGGAAGCAUUGAAUAGUAGCUUGAAGAUAAGGGGUAAAGAAAGCUGCUAGGAAGUAGAUGUUCCCUAACUUCAAAAUAGCCUUCCUCCAAUUUUCUAACAUAUAAUAGCUAGGUUAUUCUUGGGAUUAUUAUACUGAGGUAAAAAAUAAGUAUAGACAUAUACUUGUAAGUUGCUGCAGGGUAAAUACAUUUAAAUAAAAAUCUAAAAUAGUUUCUGGUUCCAUGAAAAGGCUUAAAUCCUCUGAACUCAGCUUAUAAUAAAAUGAAAAAAGAACUUCAUGAAGAAAGAGAAGCACUAAACAGAUUUCUUCCCUUCCAUCCACUCAGGGGAGAUCUAGUAAAGAAAGUGAAUAUGAAUUUGCAGGCUUCACAUUUUAGAACAGACAGGGUGAAUCAACUUGUAUCCAUAGCUGUUGUCUAAGAGUUUCAGGAGCCUCUGAUAUAUGUGAUACGAUGGUCACCUCCAGCUGACCCACUGCUUGAUUUUAGAGAAGCCCUUAGAUUCUCAUAUCACAUUUUCAAAUCUGUUACAUGGUGAGUGUGUAAAAGUAGCCAUUUUACACAUCGUUUUCGUUAGACUUGCUUUCCCAGGUGAGGUGGUAGGAAAAGCUCAUGCUCUUUGUCCCUUUUGAUGGCAGAAGUGUGGGAUUCAUUGUUCCCAAAAGGCCUCUGGUGUUUCCCUGUGGGUGGUAGCAGGAACUCUGGUGAUUUUGUUGUCCAAUAAGCCUGAUUUUGCCCCUCACCACUUUGGAUAAAAAAAAAGAUCAGGGGAAAAUAGUAUGAAUGUUCCAAAGUGCUGGAAAUUUCAACAGAAUAAUCUACAGAUGUAGAAGUACUCAGUGAUUCUCUUUACAAAGUAGAUUUUCAGAGCGAUUACAUCACUGUUAGCCAGCCAUGGCAGCUGACCAGUGCCGUUCACCUUGCUGUUAACAUUGCUCUCCCCUCUGACUCCGACUUGCCCUGGAUGAGGAGGCUCACGGGGAGAAACCUACUAGCUCCAUUCCAUUUCUUCCAGUUACAGAGCUUGUGACAUGAGGAUUGAGUUGGUUACUGCAUUUCUUAAUUCUAAAAUUUCUAAAUACACAUUCUUUCCUGAAAAUUUGCUGUGGAUUCUCAGUCACUCCAUCCUUUGGGAUAUAAUUAUCCUUUUCUAGUAAAUUUAUUUUCAACUGACUCUAGCAAGAAUCCAUUUUUAAAAUUUUUCUACUUUACUAAGAUGAAUGACUGCAUAGCAAAUCUCUUUAUAUAUGGCGUCCCCUUGCCCUUUCUUGCCCUUUCCCAGUUUUCACUUUUGAAUUUUCUAUUUCUAUAAAAAGGCUGCGAUAAGUCAGCUUUUUGUUAGGCUACAUAUUCCUUUGGCACAUGAAAUAAAAGUCACCAUGAAAUGUAGUGUGUUUAGCCCAAAACAUCUCCAUUAAUGAAAUGGAACAGAAAAAGAAAGUAUGAGUAGUAAAAUUGGAACAUUUCCUUAUUCAAGUUUCUGAGAAGCCAUGGCCAUAUUUUGCCGACAUGGUGCUGAUAGCAGAAUGGGAGGACUAGUAAAGGCCUCUCAGAGAAUUUGCUGUCUCAUCUACUCAUAGAUUCUUGGAGAGAUUCCUGUUGGGAGGAGGAUUUGGGGAAGCUGCACACUUCCCAGGUCCUCACCACAGACUACACCAGUGUCCUCUCUGCUUAUGCAGACUGCACCCACAAGCUCACUACGCCUGAGAAUCCCAAGACAGUGCAGUCUGCAUCUCACUGUUGUACUUGGUCUCAGGGCUAAAUCUGAAUUAUCUUCACAGGGUUAGGUUAUGCCACAACCCAGAAAACACUAUGACUUUUAUGAGAUAUAUUUGAAAAGCAAGUAAGCUGCACCUUCUAAACAAAACACACCUAAAAUGGGAAAUAAGUGCUCAUUCUGCAUGUUUUUCCUCAGCAGUACCAUGAUCUAUUUAGUUUUAUGUAAUUAUUUGAUUGUGUGUUUCCAUGAUCAAGAAACCAUAAUCUACAACUAUAUUUUGAGACCAUUUGAAUCCUUUAGUAACCUUUUUUCUCCAUGGUAUUCAAAUGUCCUGACUGCAUGUUCCUGGACCAUGUAGACCUCCAUAAUCUCCUCCUCUUUAACACUCAGGCUCUGGUAACUGCUAUUUACAAAAAAAUAUGGAAAAUGAUCACUUUACAGUAAAACCAAAAAUACCUGUUGUUCAAUUUCACAUUCUAAGGGAGCUGUUUCAUUAAUAUUAUUUCCACUAAACAGAUCAAUUUAUACAAGUGACAGUGUAUUUGUGUACCCUAAAAUAUAUUUUAUAUUGACUACAUCAUUCAUUGUGUCUAUAGGCCAGCUUGCCAUGAUUUCUAUGAGAAUUCAUCUAGAGAAAUAGAUACUUGUCAUUUCUCUAGAUAUAUUUUUAUGAAUAGUUUACCCUCUUCUGUUUAGUCUCAACUACGCAUUGGAGAUUUAUUUUAAGGAUCUUGUGGCUAAUAUUUUAAAGUGAUUUUUGUUCUCUUUAGUAACAACAGAGGUGGUAUUAACCUGACUUUUGCUUUCUGUCACAAUCAUGCCCACUGUGGUGGACAAAAUGAAUAGACUGUUCUGUUCCUUCUGUGUUUGUUCAUCAAAUAUAUACUGACUGCCCACUACUCCAACAGUUGUCUUGGGCACUGGGUAUAUAGAUAGAAACUAUACCUUGGUCUUGCCCUUGAGAAAUUUAAAGUCUAGCACAAGACAUUCAUACUGUUGUAGCAGUAGUGGACAUAAAAUGCUAUGGAACACAGAGCUGACAUCCUCCAAAAUAUUUUAUACAGUACUUGCUGGAGACUUCAUGAAACCAACAAAUUUGUGGAUAAUACAUAUAAUUUUAUACUUAAUUUAUUACUUCCACCUCUAAUGAACUAUUUUGUUUCUUCUCUUCAAAACAUAUCUAUCUAUGAAUAUAUAUUUCUAUAGAAGGAAGUGAAUUGUUUGUUGGGACAGCAAGAAUAAAUGGCCUUUCCCUCGGACAUAGUUUGAAGGAAGCUGAAUUCUGUAACUUCCUGCUUCAGUUCUUGCUGGUAAAUUUUAAGACUUCCUUCUCCUGCAUCUGACCUAAGUGAGGUCUUGGGAUUCUAUCUGAGAUUCAUACUAUCAGACUGUUUCUGCAUCCCUUCUAUUUUUUUCAGUUCUUUUGUUGACCCAUUUAUGUGAUUACAUGCCACUGUCUCUCUGGAUGAUCCUAAGGAGGCUUGUGGUAGUCCAGCACUUGCUCCAGUCUUCCUUAGACCUGCUGAGUCAUCUUAAGGAAAUCUCUGAGAACAAGAUGAGUCUAUCCUUGAGAGAAUGACUGCCUAAAAAUGUUGUUCACUUAAAUGAGAUCUUCGUUCUAUGCCUGUCGUGAACCUUCCAAUCCUGACGUUCAUGCAUGCCCCUUUCGGCACCGCAUUAAUUCAGUUAGAACACUUGCACUGGGAAGGUACACAGUAUCUUCUCCAAGAUAUUCAGGGAUAUAGGAAUCAUGCUUUGUGAAUCCUUUGUUAGACAAAGUUUGACAGUGUGUCCCCUGUCUUCCUUGGUUUCUUUUGAAGUUCCCCAAUGCUAUAAUCCAUCAAGCAUUUAUUACAACACCAGCCUGUAAAAAGCUUUUGGAGGUACCUGUAUCACUCUACCACUCAUUCUUCCUUAAGCUAAAGGCUCGGCUAAACUUAGUCCUCAAUUUCCUGCAGGCCAGUUGUAGAUGAAAUAAAUUGAUAAGAUCAGUGUUCCUGAAAAUGGCAAAGGAGAUUCCUAGAAGAUGGUACAGGAGAUAACUUUGGGAAUACUUGGAGGAUAACUGAGUGUUCUUUCAUAUCUCUUACAAAAUGUGAACAUAUUUCCUUUAAAAGCACACACUAUAACUGAGUUACUUCAAUCAUCUGUUCUUGGAUUGUUUCUUAAUCUGUACUCCUAUCCACUCACCCACUCUUACUUGUGAAGCCAUCAAGUUUGCAGAUUUUAGUUGUUUGUAGUUCUCAUCUUUGUGUUCACAAAGUCCAAAUAAUUAAACCACCUAGAGGGGAAAAGUAAAACACACACACACACACACACACACACACACACACACACACACGAGAGAGAGACAGUAAAAGUAAGGUUCUUAACCCAAGCAUUUCCCGGGAGUUUACACACAUGUCUGUUCAGUAGGGACAGAAACAUUCCCACUUUGUAUUUUGGUUUGACUAUUAUUUGAAUUCUUCAUAUAAAGUUUUAAUAAUUACCUGUUUUGGUAUUUUCGAGUGGUUUUUUUCCUUUUACUUUGUAGUAAGGUACUCUGAGGAAGUAUAGAAAAGCGCAUUUUCCAGUGAAACAUUGUAUUUGUAAGUGGGCUGUCUUGUCUUUUGUAAAGUUUAGGGCUUACAAAGUUACUGAACUGAAAGGAGCACAGGUUAAGGUUUUAGAAUUUGGAGCAGACCUGCUAGCAACACGUCCAGGAGAGAGAGGGGACUCAUUGCAGCAGUCAGUGGCUGUCGGAGACAAUGCUCACAGCAUAAAUUCACAGUGAUUUCUCUUCUCACUUUUCUGGCUCCUAACUCAGGAGUAUCUUAUGGAUUUGGACCAUUGUUCCACACAUGAGGGAAGAGGCAAUAUCAUGGGCUUUACUUGUGGAAUGCUCUACUCACUGUGGGUGCCAUUUUGAUCCUUCCAAGCCCUACUCCAAUGACUUUUUUUUCAAUAUUUCUACUUCAGUAGGAUUUUUCCAGGGUGCUUCAGGACUGUCACCACUAACUGUCACCAAGUAUUUAAACUGCCCAGGAGAAGCACCUAAUAGAAAUUUAAGGAAAAUAAACUAUCAAAAACUACUUAAGUCUACAGUCCUGAAUAAGAAUGCCCCUGGGUAGAAACCCUGUGAUCCUGGAGUCAAUCUAAUAUGUUUUUCUGUAUCCUUCCAUGGUCCUUCCACCCACUGCACAAGUCAUAAUGAUAAGACAAAAUGCUCUCCAGCCUUCACAUUGCAUGCUCCGGCCUGCCAACUUAUUACCUUACCUGGAAACUAGAUGUUUCACUCAAUUCUUCCCAGUGACACAGGAAAAUUCUUUCCAAAAUAACAUGAUUAAACUAGGGGAAUAGUCCUAUGUCAUUGACCAAAAGUUAUACAAACUGAUUAGUGCUUACAGCCUCUUCUUACAUUCAUUAGUAUCAUAGAGUACUGAUCCCAGUAGUAGCCACACAGGGCAUGGUAAAAUGCUCUGGACGUGUAGAUGGAGCACUGCAUUGUCCUGUGGCCUCUUUGAAAGGUGUCCAACAAAUAGUAACAUUCAGUACAACUUUGUGGGAUAUGCAUGGACAUCUGCCUAAUCAUCCUUUUACACUAUAAUCAAGUCCUAUUCCAAAGGUUUUACAUGAGCUAUUAACAUAGUCUCUUCUCUUUGAGAGGCAGCAUUGAAGUAUAAACUUGUUCUGCCUUAAAUAUUCUUGCAAAAAAUACCAAACCUUGCUUAAAGUAAUAUCUUCAUAUUGUGAGAGGGACUUUGCGUUUGGUGAAGACUGGGAUCAAGAACUUUUGUCUUCUCCAUCUGGCAAGUUGAUAGGCAAUCUGAUCUCCCAUAGUGUCCUGAGCAGACACUUCUGCUGGCCAACUAGCCUAGGACCAGAAAUCGGCUGUAUAUAAAUGAAGGAACAUGGUCAUAUUCCAGUAAAACCUUGCUUAUUAAAACAGGAAACAAUUCAAAUUUAGUUCAUGGAAUGUAACUUCUCAGUCCUGAAAAUAGAACAUUAUAGUGUCUGUUUCAAAUGAGAAACUGGUCUCCUUCUGAUAUGUUUGGGUCCUUCUUUUCUGAGGAAUGAGAGGGCAAGGCAAAUUAGUUCUAAGUAAAUAAUCAACAUGCCCCCCAAAUAUAUAUAUACAUAAAUAUGUAUAUGCAGUGAAAGCACAAAACAGCAAAACAGGCCAUCUCCUUUGUGGAUCUGCUGGAGUCUCCCUUUGGAUUUUCUAAUUUUUGUUCCUAUAACAGAAACCCAAGUGAUGUUGCCUCAUUCCAAGUCGGUUUUGUAGGUCACAUAACAUGUCUUAAUACACUGUAUGGGAAAAAUUAAAGCUAGCCUUAGAUUUCUUUGUUUUCUAUGGUUAUUGUUGUACAGAGGAAAGACUUAAACUGUAAAUACUGUAUAUUUAAUAAAGAGAGACUUUUGUAUGAUUUUGUGUGGAAGA